Molecule: messenger RNA, 3405 nt
Organism: Cyanistes caeruleus (blue tit)
Lineage: Eukaryota; Metazoa; Chordata; Aves; Passeriformes; Paridae
Source: RefSeq, a predicted model, not a curated record
GUGGGACAAUCCCGUCACUGCUGGGCUGAUGUCAGGACCAGGACUCACCUGCAUGCAAAGGUUUCUAACCCCCUGCUGGUACUAUGUGGGCGAGCUGCUGUAACUGGUUCUGUGUGGAUGGCUCCCCUGAGGAGAUGCAGCCGCCGCAGGCAGCCCGAGCCCAGGCCUAUUCCAACCCUGGCUACAGCUCCUUCCCCUCUCCCACUGCUUCUGAACAGAGCUGCAAAGCCUGUGGCUUGCACUUCGACAGCUCCUCCAGCAAGCACAUCUGCUUGGACUGUAAGAAGAACUUUUGCACAUCCUGCUCAAACCAGCCCGAGGGUGGGCCCCUGCUCUGCCACCUCUGUCAGCGCUUCCGAGCCACGGCUUUUCAGCGGGAGGAGCUGAUCAAGAUGAAGGUGAAGGAUCUGAGAGAUUACUUGGCACUCCAUGAGAUCUCCACAGAGUUCUGUCGUGAAAAGGAGGACCUGGUAUUCCUGAUCCUUGGCCAGCAGCCUCCAAUUACCCAGGAAGAUCAGAUAAGAACAAACACAUUUAAUACCAGUGCUCGUGGACAGCAAGACUUUGUGAGUCACCCCCCAACCAGCCUGGCCUCUCCUACCUCACACGAAGAGCCCUCAGUGUCUGCAGAUCCCAUCUCAAGUUCAGAAGCUCAGGAACACCAACAGGCCAAUGGCCACGUGCCUCCGAGCCCAGCCUGUGGAACAGCAGCUGAGAAUGCAGCAGAAGAAGCAGCAGCAGAGGACGAGACACAGUCUAGUGACUCUGAGGAUAACCUGGUGCUGGGCAGGAAGGCGUCUCUGUCUGACCUGACGAGCAUCGGGGACAUCAACGCGCUCUCGGUGCGGCAGCUGAAGGAAAUCCUCGCCCGCAACUUCGUCAACUACAAAGGCUGCUGUGAGAAGUGGGAGCUACUGGAGAGGGUCACUCGCCUCUACAGAGAGAAGGACCUUCAACAUCUAGUUUUGGACACUGAUGAUCAAACUGGCGGUGCUGGGCCCCCCAGCAGCGAGGACAACCUGUGCAGGAUCUGCAUGGAUGCUCCCACCGACUGUGUGCUGCUGGAGUGCGGGCACAUGGUGACGUGCACCAAGUGCGGGAAGCGCAUGAGCGAGUGCCCCAUCUGCCGCCAGUACGUGAUCAGGGCCGUGCACGUCUUCAGGACCUAAAGGUGCCUCUGGCUCAGGGUGCUGUGCCUUAAAGCCUCAGUGCUCUUAGGGAAAGGGCCAACAUCCCUGCCAAUAGUUACCCUGGAGAUUAGCACAGACCCCGCUGCAAGGGAGGGGAAGGAGGAGGCCUGGGGAAAACUGCUCUGCCCAAGCCAUGCCCCGUGUGCUCAUCCCGCCGUCGUGCUUUACACCACAGUGCCUGGACUCGUUGGAGCUCAUUGCCAGCAAUCAUUAACCGCCUCCAUCCUAGGAUAAUUUGAGGACACAAGGAUGCCCAGCUUUUCCACCAGGAAGAUCGGAUCCAGAGGCUUUGUAUUUUCCUCUGAAUAAUAAAAGUGAACUGGGGUCUCAAAAUGUGUCCUUUGUUUUGCUGCUCAGGCUAUGCUCAGCAACAACUUGAUUUUCAAAGAUUAAAAUGUCACUGUGCUUGUUAAUUUUAAUUUAAUGUAAAAUUGUUAUGCUUGCAGGACAGGCAGCCCAUCCCUGCUUUCCCUAAUUCUAGCCUAGUGCAGUUGUGGAAAAAUGUGUAAUUUUAUAUCAAGGUUAUCUUUGUAUUAUUGCAAACUGUUGGGGAGGGAGGCUGGGAAGGCUCAGCCUUGCCCUGUGUGCUGGAUUUUUGUUUCUGUGCCAGAGGGACGUUUCUGGUUUGAUUUUGUCGACUUUGACUUCACAGCAUGUGCCAGAGCUGGGGCUCAAACUGAGCUGCCCUUGCUGAGGGGAGUUACUAAUCCAAGGUUUGAGUAUUCCCCAGGGUUUACUGGGGAAACCAGAGAGCUGCAGAGUCCUGAGGACUCCACUGCUACACAAUCAUAUUUAAGUACAGGUGACUUUUUCUUUUUUUAGAAGGGAAUCAUUUGUCUCCAGUGGAUCCACGAGCAAUCUCCACUGCCAAUCAGCUUCUCCCAGGGCCCAGUUCUACGGUUCUGUUACCUUCCACUGCUUACCAAAAGCAAUUUUGUCCUUUCUGCUGGUGAGGGUGGGGAGAGAGGCUGUGGCCCGAUCCCUGACAGCUCUCCUGGGCCGUGUGUGGAGCUGGAAGAGACUCGCUAGAGGAGUCUGGCAGUUGUUGCAGGAGCUGACUGUAACUGGUGCUGCUCCACAGCCAAGCUUCAGCAUCCUGCUGCCCUCAGUGUCCAGCAGCAGGGCACUGUGCCCUCACUGCAGCACAGCUUUCCUGGCUGCUCUGGGCACAGGGGAUGACAAAGCCAGAGAGGAGCUUGCAGGGAGUCCCCUCACUGCUCCUGGGGCACUGAAGUGCAGCACCAGAGCUCCUGUGCAGUGGAAUCAUGGCAGCAGCACAUUGCCCUCGUGUGUUCUGAGCAGGGCCAGUUCCAGGAGCAGCAGCUCAGCUGCAGGGAGCGCAGGGUCUUGGCUCUGGGAGCUGCAGCUGUUUGCCCCUGAGAUGAGAAAUCCAUGGAGCAGGAGGCAGCAGGAGAGAGCCAUGGACUCAUCACUGAAGUGGUCUCAAAACUCCAUAAAACUGCAGCUCCCUGAACUCAGCAUUCUGAGUUCUGCUCUGUGAAAGGUCAGGCUGUUCUUUAAUAUUUGACUUAAGGUUUAGCAGAUCCAGCACCAGAACAAACUGAGUCAGAGCAUCACAGAAAAAAGGGCAGGUAAGAAGUGACUCUGCCCUGGAGAGGGCACAGCGACCUCGAGGAGCUGCAGGAAUACACAGAGUGCUGAACAGCCUCAUUUAGGAAAUUCACUGUGAAAAUUCAUGUUAUUAUAUUUUUCAAUAAACUCAGGGCUGGGGGAAUUUAGCAGGAAGAAAAUGAUUCCCCUAUGGAUAGAUGUACUUUUCCUUGUUGAGGGUAGGCUUAUUUUCUACAGCAGAUAAAUCAAGCUGCAGAUCAAUGCCUGUAAUUUUAGGGAUGAGAAGAUCCAACCACCCUGUGACUCUAAAAUGUAUUUGUGAAGGGAGGACUCUUCUUGUUUCCCUUGUAAAAAUGGCUUCUCUACUUAUGGAUACGAGUGAGUUGUUUUUUAAAGGAAAAUCAAAACCUGGAGGAAACUGAUUAAUGAUCCAAAGGAAUAUAAUGUUCUGAACUAAUAAAGUAAAUGGAAAUAUUUAUGUGCUUUAUGUACACUGUUUCAAGAUUUUAAAAGUUAAUAUUCUACUUGAAAGGGCAUGUUAUUCACUAUUAAAUCCUCUGGUACUAUGACAGUUAAACUUACUAGUUUUGGUACAGAAGUUUGGUUUAUAAUUUUAUAAUAAAGCUGAAAUGUGAUUGAGUUA